This is a messenger RNA of Sporothrix schenckii 1099-18, 1224 nucleotides long. RefSeq names its product GTPase NPA3. The record is from RefSeq and is a predicted model, not a curated record. Gene Ontology annotation, molecular function: GTPase activity. NCBI's taxonomy places the organism in Eukaryota, Fungi, Ascomycota, Sordariomycetes, Ophiostomatales, Ophiostomataceae. Bases 1 to 1224 code for a protein of 407 amino acids. The transcript has 2 exons.
AUGGCGCCGACAACCGGCUCUCAAAAACCCACGGCAAUCGUCUGCGUUGGCAUGGCAGGGUCCGGGAAAACAACAUUCAUGCAACGCAUCAAUGCACACCUGCAUGGGAACCAGGAACCUCCAUACGUUAUCAACCUCGAUCCUGCAGUUCUACAUGUGCCGUUCGACAGCAACAUCGACAUUCGGGACAGUGUUAACUACAAGGAAGUCAUGAAGCAGUAUAACUUGGGUCCAAACGGAGGCAUUUUGACUGCAUUGAAUCUUUUCUCCACAAAGGUCGAUCAAAUUUUGAAUCUUCUAGAGAAGCGGACCUUACCGGAACCGGAACAGCCAGAUAAAAGACCAGUGAAGCACGUCCUAGUCGAUACACCUGGUCAAAUCGAAGCAUUUGUCUGGUCCGCAUCCGGGACUAUUCUCCUGGAAUCUCUCGCCUCGUCAUUCCCAACCAUCAUUGCCUAUGUGAUCGAUACACCUCGGACUGCAAGCACCAGCACAUUCAUGAGCAAUAUGCUAUACGCCUGCAGUAUUCUUUACAAGACAAAGCUUCCCAUGGUCCUCGUUUUCAAUAAGACGGAUAUCAAAGACGCAAGUUUUGCGAAGGAGUGGAUGACAGAUUUCGAUGCGUUCCAGGCAGCGUUACGCGAAGAUGAGGCAAAAAAUGCUUUUGGCGGCGCUGAGGGGGGAGAGAGCAUCGGAGGCAGUGGGUAUAUGGGCAGCUUACUCAACAGCAUGAGUAUGAUGUUAGAGGAAUUUUACGCGCAUCUUAGUGUCGUUGGUGUCAGCUCCAUGACUGGGCAAGGUGUCGACCACUUCUUCGCCGCUGUUGAGACAAAAGCCGAGGAAUUCAUUCGCGAUUAUCAGCCAGAGCUGGAAAAACGAAGGCAGGACAGAGAAGAUGAGAAAAAAGCGACCAGGCAGCGUGAGCUGGACAAAAUGAUGAAAGGGCUCAAAGUCGACCCCGGAAGCAACAUUUCAAGUAACGACCGCGAGCUUGGUAUAAAGGGGGUUGGGGAUGGGGAGGAUAUUACCGGAGGCCUAGAUGGUCAAAGUGAGGGAGGUGAGGAUGAUGACAGCGACGCCGAUAUCGACGAUGACGAUGCUGUUGAUCCAGACGACGAAUACGAUCGUGAAGGUUUGCAAUCGCGAUAUGAAGCCGCUCUAUUGGACCAGGACCGUGUGGCAGAUGCCGCCAGCUUCGCCAAAUACUUACAUACCCAGAGAUAA